CCUUCCGCUUCACAAAGUAGGCCAUAUUGGGAAGCGUCAUGACUGCGUUGUCGGCGCACUAAUACGUUAAUUGAUGGUUUAAAAGUCUCAGGUGGGUGAGUUGGGUGAACCGGAACCGUAUUACUCGCCGAGUGAGCGUCUCGAGGACAGGUAAGGAUGUCAAAGAGGCGGACGAGAAACACAAGAAAUGGCCAAAGUAAAGAGCAGUUUGACCGGGGGAUGCGACAGAGCAGACUGGACCUCUUUAUCCAACAAUUCGAGAAAGAAGGUUUGCUUUUGACAGCGUGUAAAAAUGUCAGGUUUUUCAACUCGUAGACUUCUGUCCUGUUGAACUACAAAAGCCAAAAUGUGUACCUUACAGCUCAAGAGCGUAUAAAUGAGUUGUGGGUCCGAAUGGAGAACACGUUGGCAACAGUGGACAAGGUUUUUAAAGUUGAGCUGAUGAAGAUGCCGCCUUCACAUCGAAACAAUCUUAUAGGGGAUUUAAUAAGCGGUAAGAGCACUUCAUUCACAUGUGAAAUAAGUUGUCACUCUGUCAUCCAAGCAUUCAUUGAAUUGGUCAUUUAUUUGUGUUUCGCUUGUAACAGAGGAGGACAUUUCUACAAGUGAGGUGUCCAUUGUAAUGAAGGUGAGCUGAGUCCUUUCUUAGGCCGCACCUGCUGCCAUUUCUGAAUAUAAAAGGUGUAAUCCGGCGUUUUUCAGAAUGAGACCCUGGAGGUAAACCAGUCCCUCAAGAGGGUUCCAAGUAAAAAAGGUAAAAUAACUUCAUUUAUGAAGAUGGCUACAGUAGUUUCAGAUCCUGAAUUAACACCCAUCCACUGUGCUUUCAUUUCAAGCAAGAUCAACUGAUUCUCCCCCGGUUCCGCCCACUCCAGUCCAGAGGUCUACUUCCAAAACCUCAAAGGUAGGGAAGUAACAGAGUUUAUGAAACUGAACUCCUGUGUGCUUGAUUGCAGCAAAGAAAGUGUCAGGAAAUCUGUUUUUAAUGUUCUGUUGUCAUUGUAUUAGGGAGGAAAGGGGACAAAGAAGACCAGAACAUUAGUUGGGAGUAACAGCACUGGAAAUCUUAGGUAAGUUUUGGUGUUGUCAGACGGGGGAAUUGGAGUGUUACCAUGGUACCAUACAAAAAAGUAUAAUCCAACUGGAUAUGGUAAGGUGGAGGGUGAAACAAUAUGGUAUGAUACAGUGUGACACAAUACCUGAUAACAUAGUCAGUGAUGAUAAAACACGAUAAUAUCUAACCAACUGAGUUUUAAUGUUAUUUUCAACAGGGGCUCCUCAGUCAUUUCAAAAAGAACUCAGAGCCGAGUGACCAAGACCAGUGACCAGACCCUGUCAACCAAACCCAAACUCAGGUCUGUUUGUACUCUAGAUGUGGUGUGUAGCAGUUUCAUUCAGACAUUGACUGUUGUGUCUGACUGUUGUGGUCCAGGUCUGUCGUCUCCACCGGUGAUCUGCACUGUUCAGUGGGAGCCUCUGCUGCACACAUCACCGUAACCACAGCGCUGGGACAGGUUCUCAUGUUUGUUUACCUCGUACCAGCUUUUGAGGAAGCAAUGCUUUAUAAUUCUUCUCCAGGGUCCUUCUCAAACCCAUCAUGAUCAAGAUUUUGUUCUUGAUUUUCAUCAGUAGCAUGCAUGCUGAAGAUGUUUGUCUUUUUUUGGCUAGACUGUCAGUUUCUCAGAGGAGACCAAGGAUGAUAUAAACCUGGAUUUGCUGGAUGAUGUGGCGUGGUGCCAGAUUCAGAAGCUUACGGUAACACAAAGAAGUAUUUGUGCUAUAUAUAUAUAUAGAACAACACACUUGACUCAUGGGAAAUAAAUCUCCAGGCGUUCAAAACUCACUAACCAAUAACUCUUCGCUCUAAACUGGACUUUUCAGAGUCUUAUGGCCUGUCUGUCGAGGCGAAGUCGCUGCCAGCAAUAACUAAAGACACACUGGCCACCACCAUGACCUGGACUAAACACCAGUGGAAUAUUUAAUUUAUUUGACAGCAGUUUUACUUUGGUUGUGCUUGUGAGUUUUAAAAAUAUAAUAAAGCUUAUUUGUAUCAUGUAAGUUACUUGUCAGUUUGUUGAAAAUAAAAUACAAAUCAAGUGCAA
Xyrichtys novacula (pearly razorfish) is the source of this 2102-nucleotide messenger RNA. The record is from the annotation of a GenBank genome assembly. Lineage: Eukaryota; Metazoa; Chordata; Actinopteri; Labriformes; Labridae.